AAAAACUGCAACGGAAGCUAUUCUUUCGGAAGAGGCGGUAGGAGGACUCGCUGGUGCAGGAAGACAAACUUACUUUGCCCUGUUUGAUUUCAGAAGCUAACUAGUUUCCGGUCUUUUGGUUGGUUUAUCUUCAGAAGCCAUCAGCAAAGAUGACGUUGCAGUGGACAGCUGUCGCUCUCUUUCUCUAUGUGGAAAUUGGCGUCAUUGUCAUCCUCUGUUUACCCUUUAUCUCUGCCAGGAGAUGGCAGAGCAUUUUCCAUCUGAGGAUCUGGAGUUGGAUGUCAAGAUUCUGGAAUAAAGUGUUUCUCACCAUGAUCAUAAUACUCAUUGUUCUCUUCCUCGAUGCUGUCCGUGAAGUGAGAAAGUAUUCAUCUAAAGAGCACGGCGCCGAUGCCAAGCUGCAACCAAAUAUGUUCGACCACUUGCACAUGAAGCUUUUUAGAGCCCAGAGGAAUCUGUACAUCUCUGGUUUUGCCGUCUUCCUGUGGCUCGUUAUGAAGCGGCUGAUCACUCUGAUUAAUCAGCUGGCGUCAGCGUCUGGGACUACGGCUGCUCUUCAAGCACAGGCUGAGAAUGCUAACCAGACUGCUGAGAAAUACAUGAAGGACAAUGAACUGUUGAAACAGACUCUGAUGGAAGGGCGGGGUGAUAGGGCUACUGCUGAGGGCAUGGACCUGCUAAGGAAGGAAGUGGAGAAACUGAAAGAAGAACUGAAGACUUCUGGAGAUGGUCUGAAGAAGUCCCAGUCAGAGGCAGAUGUAAUGAAGAAACAGAUGGAGGGCCUCGCCAGGGAGUAUGACAGGCUGUUGAAAGAACACCAGGAGCUCCAGAAUCUGCGAGACAGUGGAAAUAAAAAGGAAGAUUAGAUGAAAAGUUAAAGGUUAAAGUGUUUACUUAGCUCAGUCACAGACAAUUGCACCACAUGCUUGACCAUCUGUAACACCGUGUGUCAUACUAUUUAAUUACAAAUUAAAGACUGGCUCAUCUGAGGAACAUGCUUUCGGCUGGUAGCAGCAAUGGUUUCAAAAGUCUUAAACCUUUAUUAGAGCACGAGACUGGCUUAAAUGGAAUGAGUAAUAUCUGUUUCUGCCUGGUGCAGCCUGACUAAGAGGAUUUUCUUUUUCAAGGGUGCGCUAUCGGGCAGAUUAAUUGUGCAAAGCAAUUGGAGUUCAGUUAGUAAGUGACUCAGGACUGAUCACAGAGCACCUAAUAUAUCAAAUAUCAAACAAAAUGAGUGCUUUCUGUCUCAUUUGUUUUUGCCACUUUGCACAAGAUAUGGGGAAAGUUGAGUCGAUCUAUAAAUGUGGUAAAUGGUUACAAAAGUAUUUUUAUGCUAAAGGUUUUCUCUUGUUUUUGUGCAGCCACUUGCAGCUUAACUUUAGUAUGCAAAUACAGACUGCAUGUACAGUUGCACUGAGAUAAAUGAGCUUCACUUUUGUUUUGCGGUGUUUCAGCCGAUGUGCCAGAUGUUUUUACCUGUACAGCUGUAAUGGAUGACAGUAGGUAGAGGUUUUAGCCAGUAUCUGUUUGUUUUUUGUUUUUGUGUCUGUGUUUAGUUGUUUUUUUUCCUUUUAUUUGAAGUUGUAAAAAGAUCUGGCACAUACAGUAAAACUUUUUUUUUUAAGUCCUAGUUGGGUUUUUGCCUGGAUGUUCUUCACAUGCUCAGUUUUGUGUUAAGGUGCACAGUUUGCUGGGAUUCAUAUUUUAUGUCACAAAAAAAGAUUGUCUUUGUUUUGUUAUAUAUAUAUUUUUUGUGUAUCUUUUAAUUAUCCAAACAAAACAAAUCCAUGUCACUGUGAAACAGGACCUGCGAUUGUCAUCACCACAUAUUUAAAUGUUUGCUUUUUAUUAGUGAUUUACCAUUGUUCAUUUUCCCGGUAAUAUAAAUACAUGUUCAUGUUGCGCUCUGCUGUUUGGACGUAAAAAUCAGAUUUAAGUGCCUUUCCAGUGGAUGUAGAAAGCAGAAUUUUCUUUAAUAAAGGUUAUUUUUUCCUGCGCUUUGUUUUGACUUCUUAACACAAACU
Molecule: messenger RNA, 2024 nt
Organism: Pundamilia nyererei
Lineage: Eukaryota; Metazoa; Chordata; Actinopteri; Cichliformes; Cichlidae
Gene: bcap29
Product: B cell receptor associated protein 29
Exons: 8
Coding region: 150-866 (238 amino acids)
Biological process (GO): intracellular protein transport; endoplasmic reticulum to Golgi vesicle-mediated transport
Cellular component (GO): endoplasmic reticulum membrane; endoplasmic reticulum
Source: RefSeq, a predicted model, not a curated record